This is a messenger RNA of Thlaspi arvense, 879 nucleotides long. The record is from the annotation of a GenBank genome assembly. NCBI's taxonomy places the organism in Eukaryota, Viridiplantae, Streptophyta, Magnoliopsida, Brassicales, Brassicaceae.
AUGGGGCUAUGGAUCGAAACGGAGUGUGGAAGGCUUUUGGUAUCUCCUGGCGAAAUUGCUGUCGUACCACAAGGUUUCCGUUUCUCCAUAGAUCUACCGGAUGGGGAUUCGCGUGGUUAUGUUGCUGAGAUCUAUGGUGCUCAUUUUCAGCUUCCUGAUCUUGGACCAAUAGGUGCCAAUGGUCUUGCUGCACCAAGAGAUUUUCUUGCACCAACCGCGUGGUUUGAGGAAGGAUUACGGCCUGAGUACACAAUCGUUCAGAAGUUUGGCGGCGAACUCUUUACUGCUAAACAAGAUUUCUCUCCAUUCAAUGUGGUCGCCUGGCAUGGCAAUUACGUGCCUUAUAAGUAUGACCUGCAGAAGUUUUGUCCAUACAACACUGUACUUGUAGAUCAUGGGGAUCCAUCAAUAAAUACAGCACCUACGGAUAAACCUGGUGUGGCUUUACUUGAUUUUGUCAUAUUCCCUCCUCGAUGGUUAGUUGCUGAGCAUACUUUUCGACCUCCUUACUAUCAUCGUAACUGCAUGAGUGAGUUUAUGGGACUUAUCUACGGUGCAUACGAGGCCAAAGCUGAUGGAUUUCUCCCUGGUGGCGCAAGUCUUCACAGUUGUAUGACACCUCACGGUCCAGAUACAACCACAUACGAGGCGACUAUUGCUCGUGUGAAUGCAAUGGCUCCUUCUAAACUCACAGGUACAAUGGCUUUUAUGUUCGAAUCAGCCUUGGUCCCUAGAGUCUGCCAUUGGGCUCUGGAGUCUCCUUUCCUUGACCACGACUACUACCAAUGUUGGAUUGGCCUCAAGUCCCAUUUCUCGCGCAUAGGCUUGAACGAGACAAAUGCUGAACAGACAGAGAAAAAGACAGAAGCUCUAGAGUAA